CACGUGACAAGUGAAACUGGCUGCAAACUUCAAAUCCAAAUACUCAAAAAAAGUGUUAUUAAAAACUUAAAGGCGAGAUAACCAACGUCAUUAAUACUGUUACGUAUUCAACAUUAAGCAGUGGCCUGUAUUAACUGUCCCGACGACUGAUAAGCGUCUCUUAAACCUCACAGUCGACCUCAGUCACCUUCAAAUAAAAAACCUUUAUAUUACUAGUUAUGGCUAUUCGGACGCUUACAGUACUGAACUUUCCCGGUUUCAAUGGCAUACUUAGCAGGAGAACCUUUUCGACUACGAGGGCAGUUGGUGCCAAACAGAUGACUGUGAGAGAUGCAUUAAAUUCUGCUCUUGACGAGGAAAUGACCAGGGACGAGAAGGUGUUUAUACUUGGAGAGGAAGUAGCUCAAUACGAUGGAGCUUAUAAGGUGACAAGAGGACUGUGGAAGAAAUAUGGCGACAAGAGGGUAAUCGACACCCCGAUUACUGAAAUGGGUUUCACAGGUAUUGCAGUCGGUGCGGCAAUGGCAGGCCUUCGUCCAGUAUGCGAAUUUAUGACAUUUAAUUUUGCCAUGCAAGCCAUUGAUCAAAUCAUUAACUCUGCUGCCAAAACCUUCUAUAUGUCUGCUGGACGUGUGAAUGUACCAAUUGUUUUUAGAGGACCAAACGGCGCCGCCGCUGGAGUAGCAGCACAACAUUCACAGUGCUACGGGGCUUGGUAUGCUCAUUGUCCAGGAUUAAAGGUAAUCUCUCCGUACAAUUCAGAAGACGCGAAAGGUCUCUUAAAGGCUGCAAUUAGAGACCCAGAUCCAGUUGUAUGUCUGGAGAACGAAAUUCUUUAUGGUGUUCAGUACCCAAUGUCCGAUGAGGCUCUUUCACCGGACUUUAUCUUACCUAUUGGUAAAGCUAAAAUUGAAAGACCAGGAAAACAUAUAACUCUCACUGCCCAUUCGAAAGCUGUGGAAACAUGUUUAGAGGCUGCAAAAGAAUUAGCUGGCAAAGGAAUCGAGGCUGAAGUUAUUAACUUAAGAUCACUGAGACCGCUAGAUAUUGAAACUAUCACGAAAUCGGUAAUGAAAACUAAUCAUUUGAUAAAUGUAGAGCAGGGAUGGCCGACUUGCGGAAUUGGAGCAGAAAUUCUCGCGAGGAUGAUGGAAAGUGAAGUAUUUUUCCACCUUGACCAGCCAGCAGUUAGAGUAACAGGGGCUGACGUGCCUAUGCCAUAUACCCAAAGUCUCGAAGCCGCCGCAUUGCCACGACCCGCUGACGUCGUAGAUGCCGCUAAAAGACUACUUAAAGUGAAUUAGAAGUGUUAUUAUUAUCGGCCUCCGGUUACAACCAUAAUAUUACGGGUUAAGAGAAGAUAUUACGACAAAUAAGCGUUCGGAUAUUGUUCGAUCAUCAUUUAAAUUCAUAAUAUAAUUCAUUUAUUUUAAUCCAUUAGAUUUCUUAAAUAUUUUAUUUUAUAUUUAUUUUUAUUUUAACGAAGUAAUGAAAAAACAGCUAAAUUUACAGACUGGCUAAUUCAAUAGGAUCAAUAAUGUUUUUUCCUAUUUUAUAAUUUACAUUAUUUUAAUGCUGUAGUAAUGUAUUUCGUCAUACCUCUUCUUAAUCUUGGUUAAGAAUGCAUUUUCAUGGUCGCUAUUUAGGAUCUUUCGGUAAUUGAAUAAUGAAUAUUAAUAAAUUUAAAUUUUUUAAAAUUUGUACAACCCAAUAUGGUUUCAGAUCAUUAUUUUAUUUUUUAGUUAUUUAUGCUUAUUAUUUGUGAAAUUUUUAAAAAGCAAAUUUGUUGUAUAUCCGUAUAUGAUUUUGUUUUGUUUUUCGACAUGCUCGGAACUCAAAAUAAAAAAUAAAGACUUUUUAUUGUUAA
Anthonomus grandis grandis is the source of this 1867-nucleotide messenger RNA. RefSeq names its product pyruvate dehydrogenase E1 component subunit beta, mitochondrial (gene Pdhb). The transcript has 9 exons. The coding region runs from base 219 to 1304 and encodes 361 amino acids. The record is from RefSeq and is a predicted model, not a curated record. Gene Ontology annotation, molecular function: pyruvate dehydrogenase (acetyl-transferring) activity. Lineage: Eukaryota; Metazoa; Arthropoda; Insecta; Coleoptera; Curculionidae. Gene Ontology annotation, biological process: pyruvate decarboxylation to acetyl-CoA.